ACUACCACUGGAUUCACAUUUCCCGAACAUCCAUCCUAGUUGCAACACAUCCAUCCAACAGGAAGAUGUCCUCAAGUUUGUCUCGAUUCUCACGAACCUCCAAUAUGGCGACUUUAUUCCUGAGACGGACGUUCUGUCUCAAUCCACCAACAGCUCCUCCUUGUCCUCCAUGUCCGGAACCUGCUCCCUCGUCAUCCCGUGGAUACAAGUUUUGGAAGAAAAUUACCUUCAUGGUAGCGAUGCCACUCGUAGGGCUGAUCGCGCUGAACACGUACACCGAGCACCAGAAGGAACAUGCGCAUCGGUCCCGUCCAAAGUUCAUCGAGUACGAGUAUCUUCGCAUACGCACCAAGCGCUACCCGUGGCGGGAUGGAGUGAAGACGCUCUUUCACAAUCCGGAAGUGAACGCACUGCCGACGGGAUAUGAAAAGUAAUUCAAGAGGAUAUCGUAGCACACUUGGUGAAUCUGUUUGACUAUGUUGAGCCAUCGGAACGGAUAAACUGUUCACAGUUAGAAAAAAAUGGC
Molecule: messenger RNA, 526 nt
Organism: Anopheles arabiensis
Lineage: Eukaryota; Metazoa; Arthropoda; Insecta; Diptera; Culicidae
Product: cytochrome c oxidase subunit 6A2, mitochondrial-like
Exons: 2
Coding region: 66-434 (122 amino acids)
Biological process (GO): mitochondrial electron transport, cytochrome c to oxygen
Cellular component (GO): mitochondrial inner membrane
Molecular function (GO): enzyme regulator activity
Source: RefSeq, a predicted model, not a curated record